Molecule: messenger RNA, 324 nt
Organism: Botrytis byssoidea
Lineage: Eukaryota; Fungi; Ascomycota; Leotiomycetes; Helotiales; Sclerotiniaceae
Exons: 1
Coding region: 1-324 (107 amino acids)
Source: RefSeq, a predicted model, not a curated record
AUGUCGGAACCGCCCAAAUCAAGUACUUCCUUCUCGGAUCUUCCGAUUGAGCUUCGCUUAGUUAUUUGGAGUCUUGCAAUAUCUCCCCGAGCUGAAGUAGUCCGAUACAACUACACAAAGAAAUCCUGCGUCUCGAAGGAUGUUCCAGCUUUACUCCUCGUUUCACGCGAAGCUCGAGCCGAAGCUCUUCACAAAUAUGAAAUAAGUCUUGGAACUCGUACCAAAGUCAAUUCGACCAUUUACUUCAACUACGAACUUGACACUGUUGUCUUUGAUUGGGAAUCAUUCCGAGAUUCUUACCCGAGCCGUCACAUGCAUUACUAA